This is a messenger RNA of Dromiciops gliroides (monito del monte), 2025 nucleotides long. Its product is annotated as aromatase. Lineage: Eukaryota; Metazoa; Chordata; Mammalia; Microbiotheria; Microbiotheriidae. The record is from RefSeq and is a predicted model, not a curated record. The coding region runs from base 498 to 2009 and encodes 503 amino acids. The transcript is spliced from 11 exons. Gene Ontology annotation, molecular function: oxidoreductase activity, acting on paired donors, with incorporation or reduction of molecular oxygen; monooxygenase activity; iron ion binding.
UUAUUUCCAGAGCCCUGGAAAUGGAGGAGAGAGAAGUUCUGACCCAGUUCCUCUGCUUUCAGGAAGUGAGCAUUACUCAGUUGUAGGGCUGAAGUUUGUUUUCAGACUUCUUGAAGAGCAGAUUAAUCAGAUUUCAGCCAAAGCUACUUAGAAACCAACUUCUUGGUACCAUAUAUGCCUGGCCUGUGACCUUCUAAGUCAAACCCUGACUCAAGUGAGAGGACAAUCACAGCGGCAAAGGGAAGACAAGGGCCAGCCCUAGGCAAAAGCCUGAAUUCUGUCUUCUGGUGCUCCCUCACAGCUUUUUUUUUUUUUCAUCUACCCAAGGCACCCAUAUCUGCUCUGAAAGGUACCCAGAGGCUACCCAUCACUGCUCCUGCUACUUUCUGAAUUUGGCAGCACUGACCCAAGAGUGAAGUAGGAAUAGUGGGUGCUGAAGCAGGAACAAUGGGAACUUGGGUUUUUAAACAGUAUUUCCUGAAGGCAAGAAAGACAAGAUGAUCCUGGAAAUGUUCAACCCAAUGCAUUACAAUCUCACUGGCAUGGUACCUGAAGCAAUGCCAGCUGCUACCAUGCCAAUCCUCCUCCUCACCUGCUUUCUCCUCUUGGUUUGGAGUUAUGAAGACACUUCCUUAAUCCCAGGUCCUGGUUACUGUAUGGGAAUUGGGCCCCUCCUUUCACAUGGCAGAUUCCUGUGGAUGGGAAUAGGCAGUGCUUGUAAUUAUUACAAUAAGAUGUAUGGUGAAUUUAUGAGAGUAUGGAUCGGUGGAGAGGAGACACUCAUCAUAAGCAAGUCUUCAAGUAUGUUCCAUAUAAUGAAACAUAGUCACUAUAUUUCUAGGUUUGGAAGCAAACUUGGGUUACAGUGUAUUGGAAUGCAUGAAAAUGGGGUCAUAUUUAAUAACAACCCAGCUCUCUGGAAAGUUAUUCGACCUUUCUUUACAAAAGCUUUGUCUGGGCCAGGCCUUGUGCGCAUGGUGGCUGUUUGUGUUAACUCAACUGUAAUUCAUCUGGACAAACUGGAGGACGUCACCAAUGAAUUGGGUUAUGUCAAUGUGCUGAACCUCAUGAGACGCAUUAUGUUGGAUACCUCCAAUAUCCUCUUCUUAGGGAUUCCUCUGGAUGAAAAUGCCAUUGUGGUCAAAAUACAGAACUAUUUUGAUGCGUGGCAAGCUCUCCUUCUCAAACCAGACAUCUUCUUUAAGAUAUCUUGGCUAUACAAAAAGUAUGAAAAGUCUGUCAAGGAUUUGAAGGAUGCCCUAGAAAUUUUAAUAGAGGAAAAAAGGCACAGGCUUUCCACAGAUGAUAAGCUGGAAGACUGUAUGGAUUUUGCUUCACAAUUGAUUUUCGCCCAGGGGCGCGGAGAAUUGACAGGUGAGAAUGUGAACCAAUGCAUCCUGGAAAUGCUGAUUGCUGCCCCUGACACUCUGUCUGUCACUGUGUACUUCAUGUUACUGUUGAUUGCAAAGCAUCCAAAGGUUGAAGAGGCAGUAAUGAAUGAAAUCCAGACUGUUAUUGGUGAGAGAGACAUUAAGAUGGGCGAUGUGCAAAAAUUAAAGGUGGUAGAAAGUUUCAUUUAUGAGAGCCUGAGAUACCAACCUGUUGUGGACUUGGUCAUGCGCAAAGCUUUGCAAGAUGAUGUGAUUGAUGGCUAUCCGGUGAAAAGGGGAACUAACAUUAUCUUGAAUAUUGGAAGGAUGCAUAGACUCGAGUUUUUCCCCAAGCCGAAUGAAUUUACCCUUGAAAACUUUGCAAAGAAUGUUCCUUAUCGUUAUUUUCAGCCAUUUGGUUUUGGCCCCCGUGCCUGUGCAGGAAAAUACAUCGCCAUGGUAAUGAUGAAAGUCAUCCUUGUCACAGUUCUGAGGCGGUUCCGUGUGCAGGCGUUGACAGGAUGUUGUCUUGAACGCAUUCAGAAAAAAAAUGACUUGUCUUUGCAUCCAGAUGAGACUAGGGACUUGCUGGAAAUGAUUUUUAUUCCAAGAAAUACAGAAAAAUGCCGAGCACAAUAAAGAUGAUUAUUCAGCA